AUGUCCACCACGACAGCCUCGUCGGCCCGCAGCUAUGCUGCAGCCAUUGAUGCACUAAACUCCCUGCAGUCCAAUGCAGCUACACUCGAAGCAAUUCGCCGUAGUGGCAGGACCGUCAACGAGCUCAAUGAACCGGAAAUGACAGAGUAUCUAGAACGAAUUGGACACCAACGGGCUGAUCUGGAUCGCAUUCAUGUCAUUCAUAUUACUGGUACCAAGGGAAAGGGCUCGACAGCGGCUUUCUGCGAUACCCUACUUCGGAAAGUACGUCCAACCCACCAUGCCGGCAAAAUCGGACUGUACACUUCCCCACAUAUGGUCGCGGCUCGCGAGCGGAUCCGCAUUGAUGGCGAACCCAUUAGCGAAGAACAGUUUGCCAAGUUCUUUUGGGAAGUAUGGGACCGUUUGGAGCAGAAUCCAACCCGUCGAUUCGAGACAACGCCGCUGCGUCCCAUGUACUUCCGCUUCAUGACGAUCUUGGCUUUUCACGUGUUCAUUUCUCUGCAAGUCUCGGCUACGUUGCUAGAGGUGGGAAUUGGUGGUCUGUACGAUUCUACCAACAUUGUGCAGCAUCCCGUCGUGACAGGUGUCACGGCGCUGGGCCUGGAUCAUACCGCUUUGCUGGGAAAUACCAUUGAAGAUAUUGCCAUGCAAAAGGCCGGUAUCUUUAAGCCGGGUGCACCUGCUCUUUCUGUAGAGCAGCCAGCGAGCUCAUUGCACGUGCUUCAAUCAUAUGCUAACAAGGUAGGUGCCUCUUCGUACGAAGUGGUCCCUGUGAAACCUGAGCUUGCGUCGAUUCGCCUGGGUCUCCCGGGUGAUCACCAACAAACCAAUGCGAGUCUGGCUGUGGAAUUAGUACGUGCUUUUGCGCACUCGGAGACAGGCAAAGCCUGCUUUCCCGGCGCAGCCGAUGUGCUCGGUGACUGUGGCAGCCCUCUCAACGACAUCAUUAAGGAGGGGCUGAGCGAUGCCUUCUGGCCAGGCCGCUGUCAAACGGUACCGGCUAGCAUUACGGCCGGUGCUACGUACUGCUUGGAUGGCGCCCACACUAUGGAAAGUGUGCGGUUCUGUGUCAAAUGGUUUGUCCAGACUGUUCGUACUAGCACACAGCCGAAUAUACUGGCCUUCAACUGUACAAACGGCCGUUCGGCAAUGAUCUUGUUGGGCGCUAUGAUCGAUGAGCUACGGAUCCAAGAAGUAGACCCUGUUACCUUUUUCCAGCACGUCUACUUCUGCACUAACAAUACGUACGCGGAUGGCGGGUCGGCCAGUGACUUGAAGUCACUAUCAAUUGACCCCAAAGACUUGGAGAGCAUGUCUAUCCAGCGAGAGCUGCUGCAAGUAUGGUGUGAGUUGCAGCAUGUAGCUGGACCCAGUGCAGACCAGCCUCUCACUGUGACAUGGGCGCAAGACUGUGUGGCGCAUGUCGUGCCAAGCAUUGAACAUGUCAUGGAUGCUGUGCGUUCGCUGCAUGCCAAAGCUGGUGUGAUCCCCAAUGUAUUCGUAACAGGAAGCCUGCACUUAGUAGGUGGAUUUAUGGCACAUUUGCAAGCGCAAGGCAUGCUGGACAAUGGCUUGCGUAGCACACAGUCGAUGUCAUAG
Malassezia pachydermatis is the source of this 1602-nucleotide messenger RNA. RefSeq names its product bifunctional protein. Gene Ontology annotation, molecular function: tetrahydrofolylpolyglutamate synthase activity; ATP binding. Lineage: Eukaryota; Fungi; Basidiomycota; Malasseziomycetes; Malasseziales; Malasseziaceae. The record is from RefSeq and is a predicted model, not a curated record. Bases 1 to 1602 code for a protein of 533 amino acids. Gene Ontology annotation, biological process: tetrahydrofolylpolyglutamate biosynthetic process. Gene Ontology annotation, cellular component: mitochondrion; cytosol; cytoplasm. The transcript has a single exon.